CAUCACUAUGUUUGACAACAACAUUCGUCGAACGCUGACGACGUCACAGAGAGGGGACGUUCCUACUAGCCUGUAGCUACAACGUGAGGAUAUCAACACCAGCCAUCAGCUCAUCUAAGAGGUAACAUGGGGAAGAAUAAACAAAAGGGGAAAAAACAAAAGAACGUCUUUCAAGUGGCAAACAAGCACCAGAAGCACAAGAACAAAGCGAAACCUGUCACGACAACGCUCAAACACAUCAAUGCCUUGAAAAAUGAGAAGGUGGAGAACCUCAAUCAAAUCUUCACAGAGGUCCAGAGGGACGUUAAGAGCAUUUCAAAGUCUGUUGCACCCGAACCAAAGAAACAAACACAGGUUGUCAGAGAGCCACCAAAAGAAUCUGUAAACGUGGAUAAUGCUGCUCAGCUCUUCUCUCAGCUAUAAUGGACUAUGAAAAUGGGACUGUCAUAACUGUACACGUCUCUCCAUGUUGGACAUAUGAAAUAACAAAGUCAGUUUACUUCCAAUGCAGGACUGCAGAUAAGCUGUAAAUUAAAAGGUUAUUGUACAAAAGUUAAGCAUUCUGUAUAUUCAAUGCAAAGAUGGACUUGUGCUCUGUGUCAACUGCGAUAUUGUUUCAGCAACAAAGGACAUUUUUUAUUUUUAUUAAUGAAUAUUCUUUUGUGUAGAAAUGUUUGCUUUCUCUUGGCUUCAUCUAAUCAUUAUUUUCCUUAUCGAUUUAUCUGCUUAUUAGAUUAAUUGGCAACUUGUUUUGUUUAUAAAAUAUCAGAAAAUGGUGAAAAAAUGCCCUUUAUAAUAAACGACCAACAGUCCAAAACAAAAUAAUGUUCUGUUAUUUAUCAUAAAUAACAAAGAACAUCUGCAAAACUUCACAUUUGAGCAAAUGGAAGCAGAUAAUAUUUGGCAUUUUUGCUUGAAAAAUGUCUGAAAUGAUUCAUCCAUUAACAAAAUAGUUCAACUUGUUUUAGCUCUACUUUCUCUACUAAACAGUGUUGUUGUUCGUCAUCUUGAAUCUGGAUGCAAUUAAAGGCAACUUUUCAAAGGAAUU
This is a messenger RNA of Sebastes umbrosus (honeycomb rockfish), 1048 nucleotides long. It is a transcript of the gene rbis, whose product is annotated as ribosomal biogenesis factor. The record is from RefSeq and is a predicted model, not a curated record. The transcript is spliced from 4 exons. NCBI's taxonomy places the organism in Eukaryota, Metazoa, Chordata, Actinopteri, Perciformes, Sebastidae. Gene Ontology annotation, biological process: ribosome biogenesis. Gene Ontology annotation, cellular component: nucleolus. The coding region runs from base 127 to 423 and encodes 98 amino acids.